Molecule: messenger RNA, 652 nt
Organism: Dreissena polymorpha
Lineage: Eukaryota; Metazoa; Mollusca; Bivalvia; Myida; Dreissenidae
Exons: 6
Coding region: 1-516 (171 amino acids)
Source: RefSeq, a predicted model, not a curated record
AUGUUGACAAUGUACGGAUACCUGGCAAUACCUGACUCAUCGGGGGCCAUGUCGAGACUUCUUGGAAGCAAAGUGGAUUCCAGUUCCGAAAGUCAACAAAAAGCAGAGAAAGCCGAUAGCUCUGUAACAUCGCUGCUGGACAGAGUUGUUAACUACAACCUUGGACAUCCUGAGUGUAUUAUUAAUGUACCUAUUGUUUUACAUGAUGGGUUUCAGCCGUGGAUCGAUGCUCUCAACCUACACAUCAACAGCCUGGGUCUCUGGUCAGGCCUGCUGCUAACCCUGGGAACGCUGGUCUUCAACCGGAAAUACGUCAUCAACGCAUCAUGGAUCCUUCUGUUACUGGUGUACAGCCUGCUCCCCCAGAUGGCUCUCUUCGCCCUGGCCCCUUACAUUGACCCCCGGGACAGCGGUGGGUUCAUCGUUGGGCCCAAGGGCAUCAAACCAGGUUUGCCCUUCUUGUUCGUUGCCAUACCAACCACGAUGGAGCGGAUGGAGUUAUCUCCCUUCAUUUGAUUCUGCCUCUUCGUCUGCAUCUUCUUGUUCGGUCUUCACCAUCAGGCGCUUCACUUGCUGGCCAUCUGGGAGAACCUGUUGCCGUCGACGCCCCAAUUCCGUCAACGGGAGGUGCUGGUAGCGGCGGCGUGUGGCG